Messenger RNA from Ogataea parapolymorpha DL-1, 2250 nucleotides. Its product is annotated as Vesicular-fusion protein SEC18. NCBI's taxonomy places the organism in Eukaryota, Fungi, Ascomycota, Pichiomycetes, Pichiales, Pichiaceae. Gene Ontology annotation, biological process: intra-Golgi vesicle-mediated transport; SNARE complex disassembly; Golgi to plasma membrane protein transport. The coding region runs from base 1 to 2250 and encodes 749 amino acids. The record is from RefSeq and is a predicted model, not a curated record. Gene Ontology annotation, molecular function: ATP hydrolysis activity; ATP binding. The transcript has a single exon. Gene Ontology annotation, cellular component: Golgi stack.
AUGGAAAAACUACCCUUUAGAAGACACGCUGCGCCCGCCGCGCGCAGCCUCGUGGUCAAGAACUCGCCCGACAACGAGAUUGCCAAGUCCAAUUGCGUGGCUGUGUCCCCACAGGACUUCCAGGACGGUAGCUAUGUGAUCUGCGACGGCAAAUUCGUGUUCAGUUGCGUCGCCACCACCAAAUGCAUGCCCGGCACCAUAGGACUCAGCGGAAACCAAAGGUUUUGGGGGUCCUGGUCCACAGACCAAACGAUCGCGGUGGCUCCGUACGACCUGUUCCAAUCCAAUGGCAAGAAGGGGGCCUAUCUAGGCACAUUGAACGUGGAGAUCAACUUUUGGAACAGAAAUCGCGCAAACAACAUACAGUUUGACCCCGAUGAGAUGAGCGAAGCCUUUGUGCACCGAUUUGACACUCAGAUUUUGCAGCCGUCGCAGAUCCUCUUGUUCGAGUUCAAAGGCAACUAUUUUGAGAUCAAGAUCCUUUCCUCGCAGGUCAUCGAUUUGGGAGAAGUCCAGUUGCAAGAUGUGCCCACUUCCACAGACAUAAUGAACAAAGGUAUCUGCGUGAAACAGACGAAAGUGAAUUUCUUCAAAGGCUCGGACGGACUAGUCAAUUUAAAGGCCUCCAGCACGCGCCCCAACUCUGACGCUAUCAUCCGCCCAGACUUUAAGUUCGAGGAUAUGGGCAUUGGAGGUCUUGACAAAGAGUUCACCUCGAUUUUCCGCAGAGCGUUUGCUUCGCGUAUAUUCCCUCCCGGUUUAAUCGAGAAGCUGGGAAUCCAGCACGUCAAGGGUAUGUUGUUGUAUGGUCCUCCAGGUACUGGUAAAACUUUGAUUGCACGUCAAAUCGGAAAGAUGCUGAACGCCAAAGAGCCCAAAAUUGUUAAUGGUCCAGAGAUAUUGUCGAAAUAUGUCGGCUCUUCCGAGGAGAACAUUAGAAACCUAUUUAAGGAUGCAGAGGCCGAGUACAAACAGAAAGGCGACAGUUCGUCUCUUCACAUCAUCAUUUUUGACGAGCUGGACUCUGUUUUCAAGCAGCGUGGCUCGCGUGGAGACGGCACGGGAGUGGCCGACAAUGUGGUGAACCAGCUGCUUGCUAAGAUGGACGGUGUGGACCAGCUGAACAACAUCUUGGUCAUUGGUAUGACCAACAGAAGAGACUUGAUUGACGAAGCGCUGCUCAGACCGGGCAGAUUCGAAGUUCAAGUGGAGAUCCAUCUGCCGGACGCCGCGGGCAGAAAACAGAUCCUGGAAAUCAAGACUAAGAAAAUGAAGGAGAACGGAUCUUUGGGUAAAGAUGUCGACCUCGAGAAGCUUGCAGAGCUGACUAAGAACUUCUCCGGAGCAGAACUGGAAGGUCUGAUCAAGUCAGCCACCUCUUUUGCCUUGAACCAGCACAUCAAAGUGGGCACUGUUGGAGAGAUUACCGGCGAUCUAGAGAACACUGUUCUAGAUAUGAGUUGUUUCCUGAGCGCCUUGGAUGAGGUCAAGCCUGCAUUUGGUGUCCACGAAGAGGACCUGCACGACUGCAUCAAGGGGGGCAUUCUCAAGUAUUCUCCUAAAAUCGACCAUAUCAUCCACCGUGUGCAAAGGGCCCUGGAGCAGACGCAGAGCUCUGAAAAUUUCAAUUUCUCGUCCCUGCUGCUGUACGGUCCUCCUGGAUCCGGUAAGACUGCUUUGGCUUCCUACCUUGGGCUCAACUCAAAGUUUCCAUUCAUUAGAAUUAUCACUGCUGAUGAAAUGAUUGGCAUGUCCGAAUCUGCCAAGGUCCAGUUCAUCGAUAACACAUUCAGAGAUGCGUACAAAUCGCCAUUGAAUGUGUUGAUUGUUGACGACAUCGAGGCGCUGAUUGACUUUGUGCCGAUCGGGCCUAGAUUUUCCUCUGUGAUCCUAAGAGCUCUGAUGUCGAGACUAAAAAAGUCACCGCCAGAAGGCCACAGACUCAUUGUGUUGGCCACUUCUUCCAAUCAUGAACUGCUCAAAAGCCUCGACGUGCUCAAUUGUUUCAAUGACGAGAUUCUUGUCAACAACCUCACCAGUCUCCAGGAGUUGUACUCCGUUAUGGAACUGACAUCUUUUGGAAAAGGUUCCGAAGAAAGAAAAGACAUCAUCUACAAGCUGAAGUCUGCAUUCGGCAGCGAGGCAAUCAACGUGCCAAUCAAAAAGGUACUCUUCAACAUCGAUACAGCUAAAUUUGGCAGCAGCCCGGCAGACGAGUUCGUCCAGCUCAUGGUUGAAAGCCAACACUAA